AUGAUCUAAUCUUUUAAAAUAACUAGAAAACUCUAAAUUAACAUUGAUUCAUCAACAUAAAGUGAUUAAUAGAGUACUAAUUUUCAAUCAGAAAGAAAUCUACUCAUCUCAACACCAUCUUUGCUUUAGAAACUUAAAUUAAAACCUAUUUAAGAAUUCUCAAUUAUUACUUAAACAAAUAACCAUUUUUAAAUGAAGUCCUCAAUCAAAACUAAUCCUUCCUUCUAGUUAAAUGAUAACAUAGAUUAGUUAAAAUAAUCAUGUUUAAGGUAAAAUUAGAAAAAAGUGAGCUUCUGUGAUAAAGUCCUUAUCAUUGAAACUUAAAAAGGAGUUAUAAAGAGGGAAAGAAUAUCCACAAAAGAUGAAUAAUAAAAUUAUUCCAGAACACCAAAAAGAAGAAACUGCAUUUUAAUUCAUCCUUAAUAAAGAACUUUGAAGACCUGCUAGUCAAUUUUUAUUGAUCAACUUUGA
This is a messenger RNA of Paramecium primaurelia, 471 nucleotides long. NCBI's taxonomy places the organism in Eukaryota, Ciliophora, Oligohymenophorea, Peniculida, Parameciidae. The record is from the annotation of a GenBank genome assembly.